This is a messenger RNA of Psilocybe cubensis, 648 nucleotides long. RefSeq lists its product as uncharacterized. The transcript has 7 exons. The coding region runs from base 1 to 648 and encodes 215 amino acids. The record is from RefSeq and is a predicted model, not a curated record. NCBI's taxonomy places the organism in Eukaryota, Fungi, Basidiomycota, Agaricomycetes, Agaricales, Agrocybaceae.
AUGUCUGGAAACAAUCGAAGACUCGAAUUCGAAUACUCAGACCUCCCAAAGUCAUACCAGCUGAUGCUUAUGUUUGAGCCUAUGGCAGAAGGCAAAGUAUACACCGAGAUGUUCCCUACAUGUUGGAAGGUUCUCAGGCUGAUCAAAGAAGUUUCUGGGGUAGCCAAAGCAAUUUAUACAUCGGAUACUGGGUUCAUGGUACCACAGACCGAUUGCGGAAAUAUCAUUUGCGCUGGUACUGCGCGCCCAUGUGAGAUGGGCCAAUUAUGUACUGUGAUGACCGACAAUGAUGGAGACAACUACCUCGAGCAAGCUACAACCGGCGCAAAGGGAAUCAUCCAGUGCAAAGUCGACAGCUCACUCCCUGCCACCGUUGCAUUUGGAAUCUUUAACACAGAAAAGACGGCCUUCGAGCCGUUGUUUACCUGGAGAGACAUACCGAAGGGAGACAAACUUUCGAUCAAGGUUACCCCAGUUCUCAAGAUCUACGCAGUCAGCAAUUACCAAGAGACCGAGGUGGUCAGAUCCGAUGUUGUCAGCAACCUAUUGUUUAGAGAGGACAUACUCAAUCUUCCCGCUGUAUCAAGGUGGACCGUCUCAGUGGACAGUAAUACCAAGUCCAUUCAGAUCGCUCGGGCCUUACAAUGA